AUGGCGCCGCAGGAGCCGGAAGGAGGCGAGCGCGGCGGCGUGAAGCGGCGGAAGGUUAACAAUUGUGUUUAUGACUCCACUAAAGUUUCUUGCUUCUAUGGCGACCUUGGAUGCACUAAAAAGAUUACCUACUACGAGAAAGAAGACCAUGAGAAAGUGUGCCCUCAUGGGCCGUGCUUCUGCCCUGAAACUGACUGCUCCUUCCGCGGAUCAACUGUGAUGCUCCAUGAGCAUUUUGCUUCAGUUCACAAGUGGCAUUGCGUCAGGCUUUCCUACAACAAGGCAUUCCGAUUCCGCAUUGCCCAGGGUUCAACUGUCCUCCAGGGUGAAGAUGGGCACCUGUUCUUGGUUAACAUGGUACUGGAGCCCGUUGGAGGUGUCAUCUCAGUUUUCAGCAUCCAGCCUAGCAUCAAUGAAUCAAAAUUCAUGUGCAAACUGGCAAUCUCAUCUCCUGAAUUGAGCUACUCGCAGGUUAGUCAGUUCCAAACGAGAAGCACUAAUCUGUUUGAUGGGCUACCGAAGGAUUGCUUCCUGUUUGUUGUGCCAAAGGUGCUGCUCCGAGAUACCGGUACAAAUGCCACAGCCAGUGUGAGUGUGACACUCAUCCCACCAUAAGUAUCAUGCACAGGUUACAGCUUAUGAUGUACGUACCACUGCCUGUUCAUAGCUGAGAUAUGAUCAGGGUGUCUUUCUGACCAUUUACUAGGUCUAGGUCUUCUUAUGUACAAAAAUUGAAAAAGUUGAUUGAAUGUGGAUGCUACAUUGCUACCAAAAAUGAGAGAAGAGACUUGCGUA
Molecule: messenger RNA, 795 nt
Organism: Panicum virgatum (switchgrass)
Lineage: Eukaryota; Viridiplantae; Streptophyta; Magnoliopsida; Poales; Poaceae
Product: putative E3 ubiquitin-protein ligase SINA-like 6
Exons: 2
Coding region: 1-615 (204 amino acids)
Molecular function (GO): zinc ion binding
Source: RefSeq, a predicted model, not a curated record